CAGGGCAGACUUUUAUUUUCUCAGUGAUAGCUUAGGAUUUUUUGUUAGUUUAACAUUUUAGGAAAUAUGACAGGAAUGCAGCGAAGCUCGACAACUUUGAAUAAAUUGUGGUUGCCUGUUGGUAUUGUAGUAUUUGUGGGCCUUACGUUUGGACUUCUAUAUGGAAUGGAUUUAAUAUCCGGCCGGGGUAGUCGAAAAUUCACGUACAAGCAAUACCUCGAACAGUCUCUGACGUGCGCAGACCAAUUUUCUAUUCGUUUAUUAAAGCAGACCAAUUUUUUCGUAGAUCAGAUGAUGCCAAUGCAGAAGUUUUGCAGGGAGUGGGAAAUAUAUGUUACUUGCCGGCAAAGAGUCGCCUCCUACACCGAACUAACAUCGUACAUUUGGAAUAACGGUACCUUGGUACAAGCGAUGUGCUCUGGCAAUAUAACUGACCAAGAACCGAUGGACGCCGGCAUGUUAAAUUUCAUUAGUGUUCCCUAGAACUCAAGAAAUGACACCACAAAUCGUACACAAUUGACUUCCAUAAUUCCUAAUGUUUUAUCUUGUAAAAGACAUUCGAAAAAUCGUGUAUAUAUUCAGCUGCUAUAUUUUCCUUUACUUUGGCGGCGUAUGAUCGAACACCUUCAGGCCAAGCGUGCCAUUUAACAUGCUACCUGCUCUUAAACACGCAUCGGAUAGAAUUCGAUUUAAAUUAUUUAUGUAUAUAUUCAAA
This is a messenger RNA of Ciona intestinalis (vase tunicate), 715 nucleotides long. NCBI's taxonomy places the organism in Eukaryota, Metazoa, Chordata, Ascidiacea, Phlebobranchia, Cionidae. The record is from RefSeq and is a predicted model, not a curated record.